AUGAAGGGUUUUAAAAACAAAGUAGUGAGAGCCCUAUCAUUCAAGGAUGAUUCGUCUUCGGAAAACAAAUCUGGCAACUCAAGUCGAAAGAUGAAAGGCCAUGACGGGAGCAGCAAGUCGAAGAAAGAGAAGGAUAGUUCUAGCUCAAAAAGUGAGAAGGCUGAGAAGUCCUCUCGAAAACAUAAGUUCUCUAGUUCCGACAAAAGUUCCUCGUCAAAGGAUAUCCGAAAGCAGAACUCGUAUGACAAAAUUGGCAUCGAGAGGUCGGAUUCCCCCAGCUCUAGUACAAAUGCAGCAUCGAAGAAAUCAGGAACUUCGACGCCUACACAGACAACUACGAACGUACCUUCUCGUGCCCCUACGCCCAUUCAAAAGGAGCCGGAUUUGUUGAAGCUUCCGAUAGCGACACCCAUUGCCUCAGCUCCUUCCUCGCCUAUUGAUAAACUUCUUACCAGUGGUGCGGACGUGGAUCUCCCUGAGAGUUUGCCCACUGGCCCUCGCCGACAGCCUUCAUCACAGUUUCAGGUGUCCGAGCAGCGUGUGCUCCAACGGUUACCUGCUUUCCAUGAGGUCUCUAGUUCUCGCAGGCAAGAAUUGUUUAUAAAAAAGCUGGAGCAGUGUAAUGUCAUUUUUGACUUUACAGACCCAUCUUCUGACCUUGCAAGCAAGGAAAUUAAGCGAGAGGCUUUACAGCAGCUGUUGGAAUACAUUACCAACAAUCGUAAUGUCCUCACGCCAGCAUUGUAUCCUCACAUUGUGCAUACCUUCGCCGUGAAUCUUUUCCGAACGAUUCCACCGCCUGUUAAUGAGGACAUCGAAAGUUUUGACCCAGAAGAAGAUGAUUACUACCUAGAGCCGGCCUGGCCUCAUUUGCAAGGCGUUUACUUGCUCUUCAUUAAAUUCUUAGAAUCGCCAGAUUUCAGUACGAGCAAGGCUAAACCUUAUAUUGAUCACAAGUUCUUCACUAGACUCCUUAGUCUUUUCGACACUGAAGAUCCCAGAGAGCGUGAUCUUUUGAAGACAACACUGCAUCGCAUCUACGGAAAGUUCCUGAACUUGCGAUGCUACAUUCGAAAGUCGAUGAAUUUCGUCUUCUUUCAGUACAUUUACGAGCAAGAGCGUUUUAAUGGAAUUGCAGAGCUUUUGGAGAUUCUCGGAAGCAUUGUCAAUGGUUUCGCAAUUCCUCUGAAGGAAGAGCACAAGACGUUCCUUACUCGUGUUUUGAUACCCCUUCAUAAAGCAAAAACUCUUUACCUUUACCAUCCUCAAUUGGCUUAUUGCAUUGUACAAUUUCUUGAUAAGGACUCUACACUGACGAAAGAUGUUGUCUUGGGUUUGUUGAAGUACUGGCCACGCGUGAACAGUGCCAAGGAGAUUAUGUUUUUGAACGAGAUUGAGGAUAUUUUCGAGGUGCUUGAGCCGUCGGAAUUUCCAAACAUACAAGUACCUCUGUUCCAACAACUUUCUAAGAGCAUUGCCAGUUCUCAUUUCCAAGUAGCAGAACGGGCACUUUGUUUAUGGAACAACGAGUACUUCACGAGUCUUGUUAGUGACAACUUGCCAACCAUUCUUCCUAUCAUCUAUCCAACCCUGUACGAAAACUCAAAAAACCAUUGGAACCGGACCAUACAAUCUAUGACAUAUGGCGUUUUGCGGAUGUUUAUCGACUUGAAUCCUGCCUUGUUCGAUAAAGUUGUUACAGAGCAUCAACGGAAACUUAAUGAACAAAAGCGUAUGCAGAGCGAACGUACCAAGGCUUGGGAAAACAUCGAGGAUGCCGCCGAGAAAAACUUGGACAAACUUAAGUCGCGGGAUGACGUUGAGUAUCUAGACGUCUCUUCCGACCUCGAAAUGGGAAAUCUUAGUCUGAAUGAAUAA
Schizosaccharomyces japonicus yFS275 is the source of this 1878-nucleotide messenger RNA. Its product is annotated as protein phosphatase regulatory subunit Par2. The record is from RefSeq and is a predicted model, not a curated record. Lineage: Eukaryota; Fungi; Ascomycota; Schizosaccharomycetes; Schizosaccharomycetales; Schizosaccharomycetaceae. The coding region runs from base 1 to 1878 and encodes 625 amino acids. Gene Ontology annotation, biological process: meiotic sister chromatid cohesion, centromeric; deactivation of mitotic spindle assembly checkpoint; nuclear chromosome segregation. Gene Ontology annotation, cellular component: nucleus; cell division site; cell tip. Gene Ontology annotation, molecular function: protein phosphatase regulator activity. The transcript has 5 exons.